CCAUUCCAGAAUUCGAAGGGUGGGCGAGGCAGUCUCUGCCGCACAACGACGUUCACAAUGCACAUGAGAGCGCAGAGCACUGCUUGUGCGACAGCCAUUGCCGCACAACCUUGCCACAGAUUUAUGGUGUUAUACAGACCCCCUCUGUGUACAUUGAAUAAGGACGCGAUGAGGGUCACGAGCACGCUCACCAGCCACAAGCACUGGCAGCACCCACCAUAAGUCAGCGCCAAGCAGCCAUGCGGGGUCAAGACAAGGAAAUGACAGAGGUAAAAAAAGUCAGCAAUCCCGGAAAAAAAUAGAAGUAAGAACGCCACAAAGCCUAUCCCCAUUGCCGAUGCAUCUUUCAGCGAUUGUUCGUCCAGAUACAUACGAUUAUACAACGGGUCGAAGAAGUCGGCAUUCGAGAAAAGAGCUCCUGGCUUUCGUGAUGACGGUGAGGAAGGAACAGUUUGGUCCGAGGAAGAAGAAUAAGAAAGCGAAGGAGAUGGAGAGAACCCAAGAGGAGGAGGAGGAGAUCGAAGAGAGGGAGAAGAUGGAAGAGAGGGAGCAGAUGGAAAAGAGGGAGCAGAUGGAAAAGAGGGAGAAGAUGGAAGAGAGGGAGAAGAUGGAAAAGAGGGAGAAGAUGGAAAAGAGGGAGCAGAUGGAAGAGAGGGAGCAGAUGGAAGAGAGGGAGAAAAUGGAGAAGGAAGAACAGGAGCAGGAGGAGAAGGAGAGGUGGGUAGUAGCGAUGGGGUAGUGGAAGUUUGCUGCGGAACGAAGCCGUUUGCUCUCCAUGCGACGGCGGUAGAAUCAUUGAAAGGUUCUGCAGUUGUGGAUGUGGUGUCCGAACGAUUUCCCAUCGAAAAUGUGAAUGAUGCUGGUAAGGGUAGUGAUGGUAUAGAAAGGUCAGUGGAAGCCCCGCGGUAGUGAAGACGAGGGCAAGCGCGGGAACGCCAUCUGGAAAGGACAGAGCACCAGGUCUGUUGACAGGCCAUCGACGUGGCGUCGGGACUGGGACUAUCCAUCGCGACAGAGUCGCAUACCAGCGUCUGGAUCUCGAACGCUCUACGCGAAGGGGAGCGGGCGACGAUGACGCAGAUCAAGAAGGCCGCUCCGAUGUGUGACAGAACCGCGGCAGAUGCCACCCACACCUCCCGCUUCGUCGUGCGAAAUCGCCCGCUGUCGUACUUUGAUGCCGCCCAUGAUGACAUUUCUCCUCCUCCUUGGGCUUGACAAUUUUUGCCGUACUGAAAAAAUAUAUAUAUAUGAAAAACAAAACAAAAAUAUGAAUAUAAAAGAAGUACUAUACCACCCCCAGCGAAGCUCGCGCUAACCACUUACUACCUCCUUCGGCUUUUCCCUUUCCUUCCCGUGCAGCCGCGCAUACAAUCUCUGCAGUCAACUUGCGUUAACUGUCUUCAUUCGCUUUUCCAAAUUUGUAUUAUUACCGUUUCUCUCUCUCUCUCUCUCUCUCUCUCUCUCUCUCUCUGUGUGUGUGUGUGUGUGUGUGUGUGUGUGUGAGUGUGUUGUGUUGUGUGUGUGUGCCUGUGUGGUGAGAUUGGUUGGGUUACCUCUCUCGCCUGUUCUCUCUCCACGAGCAGACGAACGGUAUAGCACAUCUGUCCUAUCACGGCAACGCGCCGGUGGAAGACUGAACCUAUACUAGCUUCGGUACCCUUCGAAGCUAGCGGGUGGAAAACCGAACCUACUAGAAUCGGUACCCUUCGAAGCUAGCGGGUGGAAGACCGAACCUACCAGCUUCGACACCCCUUGAAGCUAAUAGUGGUAACGAAAGUUCUCUACUGCUACAUCCGCGGGCCACGAACUCAGAAUACAUGCCCAAUGUCGGUGCGGUCGAGGUUAGUUCGGCUGAGGGGUGCUUCGGUCGCCGCUACUGAGGCUGGGCGGCCUGCUGGUUCGGGACUGGCCGGUUGACUCGGUUGGUAAACAUUGUGAGCCGCUCGUGAAUCAGAUCUCUGCUUUCGAAUAACAAGUCUACCCACCGCGGCUACGCUCGCGGCGCAAGAAAGGGACACGGGCCAAGGAGAGGGAGCGGUACAGAGUAAUGAGGGGUGACAGAGAGGGAGGAACGAACACACUUCCACAGGAACCAACGAAAGAUGUUUGCAGGAUGCGAAAUGAACAGGAAGGAAUUGA
Messenger RNA from Chara braunii, 2139 nucleotides. Lineage: Eukaryota; Viridiplantae; Streptophyta; Charophyceae; Charales; Characeae. The record is from the annotation of a GenBank genome assembly.